Eublepharis macularius is the source of this 1059-nucleotide messenger RNA. Its product is annotated as prolactin-releasing peptide receptor-like. NCBI's taxonomy places the organism in Eukaryota, Metazoa, Chordata, Lepidosauria, Squamata, Eublepharidae. Gene Ontology annotation, cellular component: plasma membrane; neuron projection. The transcript has a single exon. The coding region runs from base 1 to 1059 and encodes 352 amino acids. Gene Ontology annotation, biological process: G protein-coupled receptor signaling pathway. Gene Ontology annotation, molecular function: neuropeptide binding; neuropeptide Y receptor activity. The record is from RefSeq and is a predicted model, not a curated record.
AUGGAGUCCAACCACACUCCUCCAAGGAACUGGAGCCUCCCCGAGGAUGCUUUUGUCGGGCUUCAGCUCCUGUUGCAGUUCAAGCCACUCUUUGUCCCUCUCUACUGCCUCCUGGUGGUGGUGGCAUGCCUGGGCAACUCCUUCUUGGUGCUCUGCAUCGUGGCUGACCAGAAGCUCCACAAUGCCACCAACUUCUUCUUGGGCAACCUGUCGGUGGGCGACCUGCUCAUGUGCUUGACCUGCGUGCCUCUGACCGUCUCCUAUGCUUUUGAGCACCGAGGCUGGCUCUUCGGGCCCGUCAUGUGCCACAGCGUGGUUCUCCUGCAGGCCACCACCGUCUAUGUCUCCGUCCUUUCGCUCACAGCCAUUGCUGUGGACCGAUAUGUGGUGGUGGCCUACCCGGUGCGGAGGCGCAUGGCCCUGCGCUACUGUGGCCUGGUGGUGGCAGCCAUCUGGAUGGUGUCUCUGGCCUUGGCAGUCCCACCCGCACUUUAUUCGACCUACCUGGACCUCAGCAGCACUGGCCACGAGCUCUUCAUCUGUGAGGAACUCUGGGACCGAAUGGAGACGCAGCGGCUAGCCUACUCAUGCGCCAUGCUCUUCAUCAGCUACAUGGUUCCUCUCUUGGCUGUCACGGUCUCAUACUGCUCCAUCUCGGUCCACCUCCACCGUCGGGGCAUUCCUGGCUUGGCUGACCCCAACCGGGGUCAAUGGAACAGGCAGAAACGCAAGAUCUUUCUCCUUCUGGUGGUCUCUGUCUUGGCGUUCGCCUUUUGCUGGAUGCCUCUGCAAGUCCUCAACCUUGUCCGAGACCUGGACCCCAAUUUCUCCAUCCUGAGCAAGAGGUACAUCAACGUGGCCCAAGUCUCCUGCCACUUUGCCGCCAUGACCUCAGCUUGCUACAACCCAUUCAUCUACGCCUCUCUCCAUCGCAAGUUCAGGGCCCACCUGCGGGGCUAUUUCUGCUGCAAGAAGGGCAAACGAGGCAAGACGCCCUCUUCCAAGCCAAUCCGUGCCAGCUCAUGCAAUACCUUUGCCCAUGACACAACCGCAGUGUGA